UCAUAAACCCUAAGUUUUUUCAUCAUCUUAUUUCCAUCCAAUAAUUUCUAUAACAAAAAAAAUGAAGGAAUGGUCUCCUCAAGAUGCCAUGAAAGCUUAUUUGGACACACUUCAUCUUGUAAGUUCAUCUUUACCUACUGCAUGGAACCCAACUGCAAAGAGCACAGUUGAAGAAGAUGACAAGCAAGGACUAAUAGAACCCAACUGCAUGGAACUGAUAUCAGCCAUGGCAGCCGGCAAAGGAGCCAAACACAUCGUUGAAAUCACAACCCAAGGCAUUACACCAUUAACCAUCGCACUCGCUGUCGCAGCAAAACACACCGGCGGUCAACUCAGUUGCAUCCUCCCAUCCCACCACCACCACCACCACCACCACACCGCCGAUCAUCUUCAACAAUACAUAAAUCUGGUUCACGCUGAACCCACCAACACUAGCCCACGCGAGACAAUCAUAAAACAGAUAAAAAUGCGGUUGAAGAACGUGGAUUUUGCAGUGAUCGAUUGUAAGUUCGACGAUGAGUACUUGAAAUUAAUGUUUAAAACAAUGGUGGAGGAGGAGGAUGGUAUCAAAACAGGGUCGACUGUGAUAGUUCAUAAUAUUCAUCAUAAAAAAGAUGGGUCGAUAUUUGGUCAACUUUUGAGGAAAAAGAGAGUGGAAGCUGUGACUUUGCCUAUUGGUGAAGGAACUGAGAUGACUCGAAUUUUGGGAUGUAGGUUUAAGAGACGAAAUAGGUUUCUCGUCACCUUCCAUAAUUGAUUUUAUGUAAUUAUAUCAGUUUUCUUUUUCUGUACUGGAAGGUGGUCUACGAAAAAAAAUACUUCUUUCUGUGUUUGUAUUAUAUGUUAAUAUUUUCGAACUGUAAUUGUAUUCCAAAUUUUUAAUUUUAGGAUUUAUAAUUUUGUAAAGAUUUUAUGUAUUUAAAUUUCAUAAUUAAAUUUGGAGAAUAAA
Messenger RNA from Gossypium arboreum, 949 nucleotides. RefSeq lists its product as uncharacterized. The transcript has a single exon. Bases 62 to 757 code for a protein of 231 amino acids. The record is from RefSeq and is a predicted model, not a curated record. Lineage: Eukaryota; Viridiplantae; Streptophyta; Magnoliopsida; Malvales; Malvaceae.